CUAUGGGGGAGCUCGUCGUUGCCUGACCGCCAAGAAAUUAUUUUAAAUCCAAACCGCGGGCGGUUUGGAAAGCUUUUAUUUUGAAGGUUUCAAAGGCGCUCGCUGUUGGCAGAUUUCCGUCAUGCAGUGUACAGUUUUAACAAUCGCGGGCUUGACAGCAGUACGGUACUGGGGCACGAUGAGGGAUAGACACCCUUGACCAAAUUCUCCUGAAUUCGUCGUCAGCGUGCUCAAACCUGCACCCGGGUCACCCACAAUCAUCUCGCUGGACCAAAACAUCUUUCGUCGAAGCUUCUUGUCCGAUUAAAGUCGUCUCGGUGUACGUUGGUGUUUCUCGGCCUAGUUUAGCUUCGGUUAGCUUCCUAGCCGCUAACAAAGAGGCGCUCGUGCUCAACACAUCGCUGCGCAGAGAUCGUAAGCGUAAAGUGUUGUUGUAAUUUUCGUGUGAACUAUGUGCGCAAGAAGGACAUCAGAAUACGAGGAGGAACUUUGUGGAGAAAAAGAGGACCACAAGGGACAAAGUCGACUGCUGGACGUCAUUGGCAGGAUGCAGCCAAGAAUUGUUCUUCACAGAUUAGACACCAGUGAAGAUGUUUGUCGUGAGCGGCUGGCUGCAGGACCCUCUCACAUUAAAGAGGAAGAGGAGAGCAGAGAGGUCUCCUAUGUUAAGGAGGAGGAGGAGGAGCAGGCUCUUUACAUGAAAAAACAGGAGGAGCCAGAGCACCCUUGCACGAAAGAUGGUGACAACACCUCAUCAAAUGUUGAUGAUGAUGAGGAUGAAAAGUCUGAUGAUAUCAGCAAAGAUGUUUGUCCUGAGCAGCUAGAUGCAAAGCCCUCUCAAAUUAAAGAGGAAGAGGACAGCAGGGAGGUCUCCCACUUUAAGGAGGAAGAGGAGGAGCAGGCCCUGAACAUUAAAAAAGAGGAGCAGCCAGAGCCCACUUGCACGAAAGAUGGUGACAACACAUCAAAUGUUGAUGAUGAUGAGGAUGAAGAGUCUAAUGGUGAUCUGACAUGUCACACUGACAACACACCCUGGAAAUGUCCUCAGUGUGGCAAAACGUUUACUUAUCAGAGUCAUUUGAAAAGACACGUGAGAACUCACAGUGGUGAGAAACCUUUUGCCUGUUCCGAUUGUGGCCAAAGAUUCUCCCAUAAAGGAAAUUUAAAAAGACACACAAGAACCCACACUGGUGAGAAACCUUUUUCCUGCUUACUUUGUUGCCAAAGAUUCUCUUGUAAGGUAACGUUAAAAGCACACACCAGUACCCACACUGGUGAGAAACCCUUUUCGUGCUCAGAUUGUGGCCGAAGAUUCUUUUGGAAGGGAAGCUUAAUGAGCCACACAAGAACGCAUACCAGUGAGAAACCUUUUUCCUGCUCAAUUUGUGGCCGAAAAUUCUUUUGGAAGGGAAGCUUAAUUAACCACACAAGAAUACACACCGAUGAGAAACCUUUUUCCUGCUCAAUUUGUGGCCAAAGGUUCUUUUGGAAGGUAAGCUUAAUUAACCACGCAAGAACACAUACCAGUGAGAAACCUUUUUCUUGCUCAAUUUGUGGCCAAAGAUUCUUUUGGAAAGGAAGCUUAAUUAACCACACAAGAACACACACCGACGAGAAACCUUUGUCCUGCUAAAAAUACACACAAGAACCCACGCUGGUGAGAAAUCUUUUGCCUGUUCCAUUUGUGCUCAAAGAUUCUCGUGGAAAUAUCAGAUUAAUAAUCACAAGUGUGAUGAUGAGAUGAACAGUUCUCAAUGAAAUUUUCACCUCUCAUCUGAGCAGGCUUCAUGAGUCCAUGCACCAAGGCUGAUUGUAUUUUAUGUACUUUUCCUUGAGUGCAUUGAAAAGUUUUUUUUUGGUGGUCGUAUUGAAUUAGAAAAUCUUGCUUUAUCGUCAACAUAAUACUUUUGGAUUCUCCAUUUUAGGUAGUUUGUGUUUGGCUUUGAGUUGUGGUCUUUAAAUAUAGUUUGUUUUCACUCAUUUUCAGAGAUGUGGUUGUUUGAUUUAGUUCUUCAUUUUUUGUUUCCUUUUUUCUUUUUGUUUUAAAUUUUACGGUCCUUGACUGUACAGCACCCCACGUGUUGUGAUGUGUGUUUAAUUGUCUUUUAUUGGAUGCGAUCCUGAAUAAAAUGGACAUCAUCCAUUUUGUCAGAAAAUGUGUGAUGGAACCAUGAUGUAAUUUGUUUUUUAAUAUUGUUUGUUGCUUGCUGGCCAAUGAAGUUCUCUGUGCUCAAAAAA
This is a messenger RNA of Hippocampus comes (tiger tail seahorse), 2238 nucleotides long. RefSeq names its product gastrula zinc finger protein XlCGF7.1-like. Gene Ontology annotation, biological process: regulation of transcription by RNA polymerase II. Bases 452 to 1633 code for a protein of 393 amino acids. The transcript has 3 exons. The record is from RefSeq and is a predicted model, not a curated record. Lineage: Eukaryota; Metazoa; Chordata; Actinopteri; Syngnathiformes; Syngnathidae. Gene Ontology annotation, cellular component: nucleus. Gene Ontology annotation, molecular function: DNA-binding transcription factor activity, RNA polymerase II-specific.